AAGGGGCGGGUGGUGGAAAAGGGCGGGUCCUGGCCAGGGCCGGGCCCGGCAGCUCCGCCAUGGUCAACCUGGGCGUGCGGCGGGUGGAGGAUGAUGUGGCCGCCAAGCACCCGGCGCUGCAGCAGUACGCGGCCUGCCAGUCUCACGCCUUCAUGAAGGGCAUCGGCACCUUCCUGGCAGGUACGGGCCGGUCCAGCCACCUGGGCAUCGCCCGGGCUGUCCUUGGCCGCUCCCCGGGGGCAGCGGGGACGUCCCGGCCGUGUCCGGUGACCUCGGCCCCGGUCUCGGCAGGCAGCGGGGCCGCCUUCGCAGUGCAGAAGCUGGCGCGGCAGAAGCUGCCGUACAGCCAUCAGUGGAGCCUGCUGCUGGCCGCGGCUGCAGGGUCCCUCGGAAGCUACGUGGUAACCAGAGCUGAGACGCAGAAAUGCUCCAACUUCUGGAUUUACCUGGAGACAGGCAAGUCCCCACAGGAGCUCAGCGUGACUGGUGGGGUGUCUCAGCCCGCAGAAAACCUCCCCAGUGCAGAGGACGGGGACGGCGCCGCAACAUCGGUGAGGAAGAACAGGUACGGUGACGUGGUGGAGUAGCCAGCAGAGCAUAGCAGGCUGUGCCCGUGUCCCACUUCACCUCCUCCUGCCUGCCCCACAUGACGCUGCCCAUGCUGCCUGUGAGGCUGGUGGGCUUGGUGACACUGCUGGGAAGCUCAGAGGACUCGAUCCUGCAGUGAGAGCAUGGUGGAGGCACCUCGGGGGUUGCUGCCGCCUGCUCCAUGGCCUCUGCACAUUGCACUGGGGGUACAAUAAAGGUUGAGAGCUGCA
Messenger RNA from Corvus hawaiiensis (hawaiian crow), 818 nucleotides. It is a transcript of the gene TMEM141, whose product is annotated as transmembrane protein 141. The transcript has 4 exons. Lineage: Eukaryota; Metazoa; Chordata; Aves; Passeriformes; Corvidae. The record is from RefSeq and is a predicted model, not a curated record. Bases 60 to 587 code for a protein of 175 amino acids.